Hippocampus comes (tiger tail seahorse) is the source of this 2020-nucleotide messenger RNA. RefSeq names its product PHD finger protein 21B (gene phf21b). NCBI's taxonomy places the organism in Eukaryota, Metazoa, Chordata, Actinopteri, Syngnathiformes, Syngnathidae. The record is from RefSeq and is a predicted model, not a curated record. Bases 400 to 1827 code for a protein of 475 amino acids. The transcript has 14 exons.
UGCUUCAUCCGGGUACCGGAGAGUCACCAUUGACAGCCGAAGCACAACUUUUCCCCAGGCAAAGUGAAAUCAAGCCGCGGACUCGGACACAAUCUAGUCCCCGCUUUUCAACUUAAAUUAGUAGGAGGAAGGCGCGGCGGCCCCCCUAGUAGCAGUCCGGGUCACUCGGCCGAGCCCCGGAGGGUAGCCAUCCGGCGCUCGACGCCUUUGUGGCGGCUUCCGAGCACUUUGGGAGACGGGCGGAAAGUCGGUGAUGAGUCCCGGGCUGCAAAAGAACAAGCGACAACUUGCUCUCCGAGCCGACUAGUUCUUUGGCUUCUUAUUGUCGCUGGAAAAUUGGACCCAAAGUUGGCGUUGCUCGCGUCCAAAGUGGGAGUAAAGUGCUUUUGUGCACGGAACAUGGAGGUACAAGGCCUGCAAGAGGCUCUCAAAGUGGAAAUCCAAUGUCAUCAGAAUCCGACGCUGUGCAAAGGCCUGAAUGAACUUGGGAGCGGACAGAAGCUGGCGGUGCGGAGUUGCCCGGUGGCGGCGAGCAAGCCGCCGUCCCUCAUCAAGCCCCCCAGCCAGGCCAUCGCCAUCUCCGCGGUGCCGGCGGCGCACCUCAACGGGCAGAAGGUUCCCGCCGGUUCGGAGCCGCAGACGGGCCUCGGCGUGGCGCUCGGGGGCGGCGGUCACCCGCCGGGCGCCGGGACCGCCCCGGACCUUCCGCCGACGCAGAUGACGGGCUCGCUCGGCUCGGGUCCCCUCAAGGUGCCUCGAGUCAGCUCCCUGCACCGCCUGGCCGGUCAGGCCGCCGGCGUCCUACCUCAGGUCAGGCCAAAGACGCUGAUUCCCGACAGCCUUCCCCGCAGUCCGCGCCAGGAGCCCCCCCAGGCCCCGCAGCGACGCCGCUCCUCGGCGCUCGCCGGCUCCUCGGGUGGGGGCGGGGCCGGCGCCGGCGCCGGGGUGGCCUACGCCAUCAUCGCCGCCUCGCCCGCCCGUGCCAACGGAGUGGCUGCCGUCAGCGAGGCCGUCAAGGUGAUCAUCAUCCAGCCGCAAGCGCCCCGCGACGGCGAGGGAGGGGCGCUCGGCCUCCCGUCGCAAGAGCCCCCGCCCGAUCCCGCCGGCUCCCCUUCCCGCAAGAUUGACGAGGACCCCGAGAAAAUUUCCUUCAUGGUCGCGCUUGGCCUCGUGACCAACGAGCACCUGGAAGAAAUCCAGCUGAGGAGGCAGGAGAGGAAAAGGCGCAGCACAGCCAAUCCCGCCUACAGCGGCCUCUUAGAACCGGAGCGCAAACGUCUGCCGUCGCAUUACCUGAACGGCCCGCUCUUCGCGUCGGCACGAGACUCGGAGGACUUCUGCUGGAAGGAUGAGGCGGAGCGUGACGGCCAGUUGCGGCCCUGCGACGACUGCCCGCGAGCCUUCUGCCCGGACUGCCUCCAGCCGCCGCCCGCGGGACCCCGCUACUGCCCCAAGUGCCACAAGAAGGUCCCGAGCGCGGAAAGCGCGCCGUGGCCUCGCGACGUCACGCACAAGACGGCGCGUCGGGAGGAGAAGCGGCGUCUGCUGCGGCGCCACGGCGAGCUGAAGGAGGAGUGCGCUCACCUGGAGGAGGAAGACCAGCAGCUCAACAAGACGCUCCAACGCUGCCUGGAUCGACGAGAUCGUCUGGCGGCGCGGCAGCGGGACGCGCUGGCGGCGCUGGAGCGGCUCAAGGCGCUCAUCGGGCUGAUCCGGGUGACCGAGACCGACGGCGCCGCCCCCGCCCCCUCGGCGCCGCCGUCCCGGAUGAGAAGCGGGCCCUCGGUCCCUCCCUUCUGGACCUCGCCGGACAACCACUCGCCUUAACCCAACCGAGCCCCCUCCCGCUCCACCUUGGCCCGAAGUAGUUGUUGCCAAGACCUCCGGUGCUGACGACAUGAGUUUUCCUCUCUUGUUGGUGGGCCUCAAGCUUGUUGCGGAUGCCGCGGCGGCAACAGCGGCGGCAGCUUUUUUUUUUUUUUUUCUCCUUUUUGCCAAAACGAUUCAGGAAGUAUUUGAA